Colletotrichum scovillei is the source of this 3642-nucleotide messenger RNA. RefSeq names its product MYND finger. The coding region runs from base 911 to 2794 and encodes 627 amino acids. Gene Ontology annotation, biological process: ubiquitin-dependent protein catabolic process; establishment or maintenance of cell polarity. The record is from RefSeq and is a predicted model, not a curated record. Lineage: Eukaryota; Fungi; Ascomycota; Sordariomycetes; Glomerellales; Glomerellaceae. Gene Ontology annotation, cellular component: MUB1-RAD6-UBR2 ubiquitin ligase complex. The transcript has a single exon.
CUCCUCUUCUCUCUGCCCCUUCUUCCUCUCCUCCUCUUUUUUUUUCCCUUACUCCUACUCUUGUUCUUCCCAGCCUCCCCUCGUCGUCGCUUGUCCCGCUCUUCAUCCUCACCUUCUCGCGUUGAGCGUCAAGCGUCAAGCGUCAUCGCACGCAUUGUCUCGCUGCUAUCGCUGCAUGCCAGACCUCGCUUCCACUUUGCGUGCAUCCGUCUUGUCUCUCGGCCUAGGCUUUUAGUUCCUGCUCCUUUUGGCUUUGGCUGACGCUGCCACUGCCAUUUCACAGCACAUCCGAGUCACGCUUCCGGGUGUCGGUCCUGAAACACAACCAAACCAAUCCAUCACCCUUUACCCUCCACCGUCUUUUCGCCGCUACAUCGCAUCCUCUUCCUUACUCCUGCGACUCUCCUUCCUACAACAAGCUGCUACCAUACCCUCCUGCCUCCUUUGGUUCCAUUAAACCAAACGAUUGCCUUCGGAAAGACCGCGACCAAGAAAAAACAAUAAGCCUUGCAACGCUUCCCAUCGUACCUCCGACCCUCGCACCGUACGAGACUACUACCGAUACCAUCGAAUCGAGACGAGUCCGCUCACGCACGAUCCGGUCCAAUCCAACCCAAUUCUCAUACACACCCACACAACAAUAUCGCCACCCUCGAGCGACCCCAACCCCAAACCUCGAUUUCUUUCUCCUCAUUUUGCUCUUCACUCGGCACACCUCGAGAUCCAUCAUCUGCCCAUCGACCUGUCGAGCGAGCACGAAUCAACAUACUCCUUCUUUCAAACCUGUCAAAGGGGCCACCCAAGCUGGAAGGGAUUUGUCACAUUAGCACCUUCCCACGGCUGCACUGCCUGGCCCCAUUCGACUUGAAUAACCCUUGAAUCCAUCUCGUCGUCUUACCCGUCAUUCAAGAUGAGAGAAGUCAAUUUCAGUAUCCCAAACGUCAACAAGGCGUCGGUCGGCAUAACGACCGCCCUCUAUGACAGACGAGCUCUCGACUGCACGUCUACCCUUCCUCUCAUCAACUCUCUCAACCAUCUCGCCUACCUCACCACAUCCUCGGCUCGCAUCCGCGAUAUUCUUACCGUCGACGGCGGCAUCGAGCGCUUGGUAUGCAUUCUAAAACGCGGUCGGAGCAAGGACAUGAUGGAUAUGUGGAAGUGGAACUUGGCCUUCCAGUGCGUCGUCAACAUUGGUGUCAGGGGCACUGAAAACGUCCGCACCAGGGUUGUCGAGGCCGACAUGGUCCCCGUCAUUGCUACCAUUCUCGAUAACUACAUUAAAGUCACUGAGAAGUGCAGAGACAAGUCGGACGAUAAGAGCAAGGACCAUCAUCACCGUCACAGGAGCCACGAACACCGCAGUGUACACAAGGCUCCGUCCUUCACCAACAGAUCCACCCGAACAGAAGUUGAUCAGAGAGCCUCCAGACGCCAGGCCCCUCCUCCUUCCAUUGACGUUUCUGCUACCUACGCAGGCUCCUCGUCCUCGAGCUCCGCAGUCGAUCAACAAAACACCGAGUCCACACCCACUCCACCCCAGUAUCCGCUGGCGUCCUCCGCCGAGCGACCUGCGUUCCCUGCGCACCGUCACCAUCAUCAUCAUCACCACCAUCAUUAUCGUGCCGCCGAGGCUCGCCAUGCCGUUGCAUCUCCUUCUCGACAGGUCGUUCAGCCGUUGGCACCCGCCGUACCUGCCACUGAAACCAUGGAGGGCUUUGUCAGGCCUGUACGCGAUGCUGAUCGCCUUGCGUCGAUGAUGACUUUUGGCAACGCAAAUUUGGUCUCGCAGCCUUCUUCCCCCACAACUCCUCUGCCGCCUCCGCAGAUGCGCUCUCCCACCGUCCGGCCUACUUCGGGACUUGCACCAACAAAUCGCUCCCGUCGCCGUCCUUCCAUCCGUCACCAGAACUCCACUGUCGACUCGGAUGACUUGGUUGGAGAUGACGCGCCAUCCGAUGAGUCCCCGGAUGCUGAAAUGUCGGGCACUGGCACUGAGAUUCAGUCUGCCGUAAAUAUCCAAGAUAUCACCAUGGAAGAGGGAGACAGCAUCCUGGCUGGUUCUACCACAAUGGACCUGAACACCCCGACUGUGUCAGAAACUCAGGAUACUGGAGCCUUCAACAUCACACACCGUGGCCCUGUGGAGACUAGCAACACAGCUGCUACGACGCCAGCCCCUGUGCCUGCCAUCGGUUUGUCACCGAACCGUCCCACCAUGGUUACGCCUCCUCAGCCGGCCAUUCCCAACGCAAGCGUUCCCCGGUAUCUCCUUGACCGACAAUUUGUACCCAACGCCCAGAUGCUUGCCGCCAUGCCGCGUGAAGAAGACGUCUUGAUGUCCCUUCAGUUGCUUGCAUACGUUUCCAAGUACUGUGGCUUGCGGUCGUAUUUCCAAAAGAGCCAUUUGGUCCCUAGGCUCAAGAUUGGAAAGGAACUCCGCUACUUGGACGGCGAGGACGCUCCCAAAGAGCAGAUUGAAGAGGAGGAGCUGGACGAGGAGUUUUUGUUGCCCAACGAUUUCAACAUUUUCCCCCUGGUCGAGAAGUUCACAGUCCGACAUCACAGCACAGAUAUGCAAUACUGGGCUGGCGUCGUCAUGAGAAACCUGUGCCGCAAGGACGAUACCCGCGGAGGCAUCCGUCAGUGUGCGUACUACCAGUGCGGCAAGUGGGAAGAGUUUACCCGCCAAUUCGCCAAGUGUCGCCGCUGCCGCCGCACCAAGUACUGCAGCAAGGAGUGUCAAAAGAGUGCAUGGGCUUUCCAUCGCCACUGGUGUGUGGCCGCGACGCAGUGAUCCAUGCCACUUAGUGCUCCCCAACGUUCGACUAUACCCCGGAAAGCGCCUUCGGAGGCGCGAUGUUUAUAAUACGGAUUCCUUGCCGCCCGCAGGUGGCACAGCAUUGCACAGCACAGCGUUUUUUCCAAAUGCAUGGCGUUUCCCUCGAUACCACUGGUCUUUCAGCAGCAUAUUCAGGUUCGGCAUUGGGUGCUUGCCAUUCAUGGCGACGGCAUGGCUCCCCUUUAUUACAGGACGAUAUAUCCUCAGUUUUUCCUCAGCCUCACCUGGCCUCCACAAAAAGGACUGCCCAAGUCCUCGGCAAGGCACUAUUCCCUCGACUGUAUCUAUACCUUCACCACGGUGUCCGAGAUUGAGGGGCUUCAAUCUGCCAAUGUCGACCGUUUUCCAGCAACGAUCAACAUGGAACAGCAGUUGGCCACUCGGGAAGAUUUGGACGGUAGCACACGCAUCCGACAAAUCGUCGAAGGCGGCAUACGUAACACUCAAAACUACCGAAAUUGUGUCCCGCAGAACUCUCAUUGCAGCAUGGAGACGGUCUUUAUGUCACGGAUUUACAUUUUCUUGGUCUUGGGUUGAUGGGCUGGCGAAGCCCGCAGCGGAAGGAUGGAGAUGACGGUUACAUUGGCGGCUCACUUGGAUUGAGAGAAUGCAUAGGCCGCCCAAGAUGGAUGGCAGAAUAGUAUCCUCCAGGGUCCUUGUGCCAAUUCCUCUGAAAUAGGAUAGCACGAGCAGACGGGAAAGCUUUGCGCAAUGCUCCAGGAGUACAUAUUCCGAGUAGCAAGCGAGGACGAUGUACGUAUUGUUAUGAGAGAUCAACCACUAUAAUGUCAGAAUUUAUGCGG